Messenger RNA from Acanthoscelides obtectus, 4483 nucleotides. The record is from the annotation of a GenBank genome assembly. NCBI's taxonomy places the organism in Eukaryota, Metazoa, Arthropoda, Insecta, Coleoptera, Chrysomelidae.
CGAUGAUUGUUCAUCCACUUCUAUCAUCCGAAUUCGAUCAUUGAACCACAAUUUGGAGAAGGCGCCCAUCUCUACAUGUUAAGGUGAAGCUGGCAACGUGGCAGUGGUCAUUCUCCCAUCACGGAACGUUUUUUUGCUGAGAUUAUUGACAAUCUUGACAGCUUCACGUCAAGUGUGAUGUCAACAAAUGACCGGAUUGUUUGUAUUGUUCAAGAAACUUUUGAAAUGAUGAACUUACACUAUUUUUUGACUUAAAACUGGUUAACGGACAGCUGAACAAUAAAAUGGGAACCGAAAAGAAACUAUUCCGGCUUGAACAACCCCAUGGGCCUGGAAAUGUUUAUGUGGCCUGGCAAAAGGGCUCUGGCAUGUAUUUCGCGACUACAGGCGUUGAUUCAAUGGUUAAUAUUUUCGACCGAUAUGGAGAGGUUCAAGAACGUAUCAGGCUUUCCAGCCUUUGCCAGGGAUUUGCUUGGGAUAACAAUGGUGAUUUAUUAGCCAUGAUCAGUCAAACUCCAGAAUUGAUACUUUGGGAUGCAAAUACAAAUAAGAAAAAUACCAUAGAUGUUGGUCUGAAAGAUGUAUUGAGUUGUCUAGUAUGGGCUAAAAAGGUACCUAUACUUGCCAUAGGCACAACUAAAGGAAAUCUUUCAAUAUACAACCAUAAUACCUCAAAACGUACACCUGUGUUUGGCAAACACACCAAAAAAGUAACAUGUGGUGCCUGGAACCAAGAAAAUAUUCUUGCCCUCGGUUCUGAUGAUAAAACAAUGUCUUUGAGUAAUGCAGAAGGUGAUACACUGAGAACGAUACAACUAAGAGGAGAACCAUCUGAAAUACAGUUCUCAGAAAUGAAAACAGAUGAAAGAGUUGGAGGAGAAAAUACUAUCAGCCUUGUAGUUGGAAAGAAAACUUUAUACCUGUAUAAUCUGCUGGACCCUGAUAACCCCAUAGAAUUAGCCUUCCAAGGUUUUUAUGGUUUGAUAGUGAAUUACAAGUGGUAUGGGGAUGGCUAUAUAUUAAUAGGCUUUUCCAAUGGAUAUUUCAUAUCAAUAUCUACACAUAUCAAAGAAGUAGGCCAGGAAUUGUUUCAAAUUAGGAAUCAUAAAAAUUCUCUGACUGAUAUAACCAUCAAUAAUGUUAUUGGAAAGGCUGCUUCAUGUGGUGAUAACACAGUAAAAAUUCAUGACUUGGCCAACCUGAAGGAAACAUCAACAGUAUUAAACCUGUCUCAAGAAGCAGGUGUGGACCAAAUUCACUGGAGUAGUGAUGGACAACUUUUGGCUGUUUGUACUGAAGGAGGUUCUGUGAAUGUUUAUGUCUCAUACAUGCCACUUUUAACAUCAGUGUGUCCACCAAGGAUAGCUAUUCUUUCAAGUCUGACAGAAGUCAGUCUGUAUAACUAUACUUCAGAUAAGUCUAAGUUGAACGCAGUACCUGUGGCAUUAGAAGUGGAACCCAGUUUUUUGGCGAUUGGACCCUUACAUUUAGCUGCUGGUAUGAAUAAUAAUGUGUGGUUCUAUGAUCUCACCAAAUCACAACCAGGAAUGGAUGAUCUACCUUUGAAAUUGAAAAGCAGACAAUAUUUAGGAACUGUCUCUAGUAUCAAAGUCAAUGCUGAAUAUGCUUCUGUUUUGUUUGAUGGCAAGAUACUGUUGCACAUGAUUGAUCAGCCAGAAAUCGUUCAAGAAGAUAGAGAAUCCAUUAUGUUUCCAGAUGCCGAAAAUGAGACCAUGGUUAUAACCUGUCAUGAAUUGACAGCAGAUUUUCUAGUUUACGCGACAGACAUGGGUCAUAUUAUCUACUUCCAUAUGGAAGAUUGGGCUAGAGCUUUGGAGUAUAGACAUGCAAUUGGUAUCACGAGUAUUUUUGUAGAUUUAGCCGGCACAAGACUAAUUUUUUUGGACAUAAAAACAAAGGGUUAUCUAUUCAAUGCUGUAUUGAAUGAAAUCAUACCAAUACCAGAUUUACCGGCGAAAACAUAUGGUAUUACUUGGGAUAGCAACAUAAGCGAUAGAAACAUUUUUAUUGCUUAUGACGACCAUGAAAUCCGUACAUAUGCAUAUAUCAGCAAUUCUGUAGACGGGGUGUGUGUGAGAAAAGUAGGGCGAACUGUUUUGGUAUCAGAGCAAAUUCCUCUGUUGAUGUACGCGGGCGAAGUUAUGUCAGCUUCUUCUGGAGGUCAACUGACACAAAUAUUAUUGUCAACUCAUGAUUCCAUGCCAAUUGGGAUUAUGGACAAGGAUCAGACCAUCUUAGAGACGAACUUCAGUAAACAACUGAAUUUAUUAAGGUUCAACUCUGCUUUUUCCACAUGCUCAACAUUGAAAUCGAAAGCAUGCCUAAGCAAGUUAGCUGAAGAAGCAAUGAAACAUUUGGAAAUAGAAACAGCAAUCAGAGCAUACAAAGAAUUAGAACAAGUUCACAUGGUGUGGAACCUCGAGGGUCUGCUAGAAGUUGAAGAGAAGAAACUACUCUGUGGCUACAUCAACAUGUUCAUCCAGAGGUAUGAUAAAGCCCAAGAGUGGUUCCUAAAAUCGAGCGAGCCGGUUGCGGCGCUGGAAAUGCGCAGAGAUCUGUUGCAAUGGGAUCAGGCGUUGCAGUUGGCUAAAAAGAUGGCACCUGAACAGGUGGCGCUUAUAUCCAGAGAGUAUGGACAACAGUUGGAGUUCAUCGGAAAUCAAUCCGAGGCACUAAGACAUUAUGAGAAAGCUCUUCAAGAAGACUUAAGUCCUGAGCACACGUUUAUAUGUAAAGCUGGAAUCGCCAGAACUAACCUGCACUGUGGAAACUACAGGCAUGGGAUGUCCAUUGCCAUAGAAUUGGACAACAAGCAAUUGUUAAGGGAAUGUGCCGAGAUAUUAGAUAAAAGAAAACAGCUGGGCGAGGCGGCAGUACUUUUUGAGAAGUGUCAACAGUAUGAUAGGGCUGCCUCGAAUUAUAUCAAGCUGAAGAAUUGGGCCAAGGUUGGCGAACUUCUGCCUAAUGUCACAUCUAGUAAGAUCCACCUACAAUAUGCAAAAGCAAAAGAAAGCGAGAAAAAAUAUACGGAAGCUGUGGCAGCUUACGAGAAAGCCAAAGAUUUCGACUCUGUGAUUCGACUUCAGCUGGAACAUCUUAAUAAUCCAGAGAUUGCUGUUGAGUUAGUACAGGAAACUAAAAGUGUCGAAGGAGCCAAAAUGGUUGCAAAGUUCUUUUUGGGGUUGAACGACAUAACUUCAGCCAUAAAGUUUCUUGUGCUUUCAAAAUGCAGCGAAGAAGCUUUGGAUUUGGCGAAACGGAGCGGCAAAAUGCAGUUAUAUGGCGAGAUCUUACUGGAUACGUUCACUGAAGAUGAAAUCAAGCCACAUGAUUUCAUCAACGUUGCAACUUAUUUUGAAGGCGAAAGGAAUUACUUGUUAGCUGGAAAGUAUUGGUUUCACGCCAGAGAAUACCAUAAGGCAAUGAAGCAUCUUUUGAAGGCUGCUAGAUCGAAUGCGCAUGAGAAGGAAGCAUUGACUUCGGCAAUUGACGUCGUAGCCUCGUCGAAUGACGAAACUUUAGCAAAUAAUCUCAUAGAGUUUCUUUUGGGGGAAACUGAUGGUUUUCCGAAGGAUCCUAAAUACCUCUUCCGGCUGUAUAUGGCUAGAAAACAGUUCAGGGAUGCCUCAAAAUCUGCUCUUAUUAUUGCUAAUGAGGAACAGGUCAAUGGGAACUACAGAAAUGCGCAUGAUGUUCUAUUUGCCAUGUGCCAAGAGUUGAAACAGAAUGGUAUAAAGAUCCCAUAUGAUAUGUAUGCUAGUCUGAUGCUGUUACAUAGUUACAUCCUGGUACGAUUACACGUGAAAAGAGGGGAUCAUUUGAAGGCAGCUAGAAUGUUGAUCAGAGUUGCUAAUAACAUCUCCAAGUUUCCAUCUCACGUGGUUCCGAUCCUAACGUCAUCGGUCAUAGAAUGUCACAGGGCCGGACUUCGACAAGCGGCUUAUAAGUAUGCCACCAUGUUGAUGAAUCCAGAAUAUAGAAAGAGCAUAGACUCAAAGUACAGCAAAAAAAUCGAAGCUGUCGUUAGAAAACCUCCAAAGAGUGGUAAAGACGGUGAGCCACUUGUAGAUCCGGUAGAAGAUUUGAGUCCAUGUCCUUACUGUGAAAAUAUGUUGCCGGAGACUGAAGUCAGUUGCAACAGUUGCAAAAAUAACAUCCCUUUCUGUAUAGUGACGGGUCGACACAUAGUGAACACAGCUUUGACUGCUUGUCCUGAGUGUGAUUUUCCCGCUCUACGAUCCGAGUUUAUCGAGAUACUCGAAUUAGAGCCUCAGUGUCCAAUGUGCUCCGAAAAAGUUGAUCCAAGGCGGGUAACAAAAAUUGAAAAUAUUGACGCCUAUUUAAGCUUAGAGUGAUUCAAAUAUUUGUGUUUAUUUUAUUUUUAUACAGUGUUGAUCUCAUUAGAUUUAUAAGUGUUAGAACUAUAAAAAAAUAAGGGCGCAAUAAAUUGGAUUUUAAACUC